Akanthomyces muscarius is the source of this 903-nucleotide messenger RNA. RefSeq lists its product as uncharacterized. The transcript has 2 exons. Bases 1 to 903 code for a protein of 300 amino acids. NCBI's taxonomy places the organism in Eukaryota, Fungi, Ascomycota, Sordariomycetes, Hypocreales, Cordycipitaceae. The record is from RefSeq and is a predicted model, not a curated record.
AUGACUAAGACCCCUCUGUUUGGCCUCACCUUUGUCUCAGAGUCUGUACAACCGCAGCAGGAAAAAAGACUUCCCGAGAGCUCUCCGCAGCGCAUCACGCUCUACGACAUUGCGCAGAAGCCGCCCGUGGAGGAGUCGUGCUGCGCGCCCAACCCAUGGAAGGCCAGAUUCGCACUCAACUUUAAGCAAUUGCCUUACUCGACGACAUGGGUGGGCAUGCUGGACAUUGCCAAGGUGCGCCGGGCCCUCGGCGCGCCGGCGUGCCGCAAGUUUGCCGACGGCGACGACUUUUACACGCUGCCCGUGGUGCAGGACCCCGCGACGGGCUCUGUCGUCGGCGACUCCUUUGACAUUGCCCUGUAUCUCGAGCAAGCCUACCCCAAGUCCGGCGGCGGCAGCCUCUUCCCCGACCAGGCGCUCGUAUUUGCCUUUGAGCCGACGGUCGACUUUCCCACGCUGCUGACGCUGCCCGGCGACGCCCGCCACCCGCAGUACGGGCGCUUCAACCUGAGUGCCGACACGCUCUUCACCACCUUUGCGAGCCUCAUCGCCAACAGCAUGCCGCUGGACCCGGCCACGGCCGACGAGGUCAGGGCCGAGUUUGCGCGCCGCGCCGGCGUCGCGCCCGGCCAGGACUUUGUGCUCGACGGCGCGGCGCGGCAGGCGGUGCUCGACGGCUUCGAGGCGGCGCUGGGCGACCUGGCCGAGCUGUACGGCGGAAAGGACGACGGGCCAUUUAUUCUGGGGAGGCAGGUCAGCUAUGCGGACUUUAUUGUCGGCGCGUGGCUGCGCAUGUACUGCGUCGCACUGCCGAGGGGGGAGUGGGAGCAGCUCAGAGCCUGGCACAACGGUACCUUUGGACGUCUACAUGAUGCCCUGGAUGCGUAUGCCCAAAUCCACUGA